Messenger RNA from Clavispora lusitaniae ATCC 42720, 1269 nucleotides. RefSeq lists its product as uncharacterized. Lineage: Eukaryota; Fungi; Ascomycota; Pichiomycetes; Serinales; Metschnikowiaceae. The record is from RefSeq and is a predicted model, not a curated record. Gene Ontology annotation, biological process: protein homooligomerization.
AUGUCUAUCCCUGUGGAAGUUUCGGAAGAAUUCGACCCUUCCAUUCCGGCUAUCCUUCCGCAUGAUAAAGUCUACUUGAUUCAAGUUGGUUACAAACUUUUCAAAUUGAGUGGAGCUUCAUUACUGUCAGAUGCGCCUUCUUACUUCACCACCUACUUCUUGCAAGAGGAAAACAAAGAUUCUGUAUUAUUUAUUGACAGAAGCCCGACAGUGUUUGAAAAGAUCUACAAUCACUUACAAGGUUAUCACAUCAACAUAGAAAACGAUUAUGAAUUCGUUUACCUAUUACAGGAUAGUUACUACUUUUGUCUCAAGAGACUUCAACGACUGCUUAAGCACGACAACAUUUUCGCUAAUAUCGGUGGAAAAUCUUUCAAAAUUCCAAAAUCUUUAUUUGUACAAUCAGGGAACUAUCCUAAUUUUUUCCUGGUACAUUAUGAGAGCCUAUUCGUUGACAAUCGGCGGUUGAUCCUUGCUAAAAACACAAUUAGACCACCACCUCAAAUGCCACCCAGUGUUCCCAAUCGGUCCGCUGAGCUCUUUUCUGAUUUGUUGGAAAUCCUCCGCGGGAAUACAGUUAGCAUAAGGAAUGACGAGCAUCGUGCUCUUUUGAUAAAAGAAUGCAGAUACUAUCGUUUUGUGGAGUUGGAGCAACGGAUUCUCAAACAUCACAUCUUAUUCAAUCCCAUCACCAAAGAAACUGAAAUUAUCAUGAACUUGAGAGAUUUACAAAGUCGUGGAAUAGUGAACAGAUCAAGAGACAUCAAGACGGAGCUUCAGGUCCAAUAUUGCCGUCCGCAUAUCAGAAAGGAACCCUUGCGGAAUCUAAUUAUCCAAAUAGAUUCUACACCUGAUUCUGAGGUCAAACUCAUAUUGAAUAAGCACACGAAUGUUCCGCUCCUAAUAUGCACCAAUUCAGUUGCGCAUUCGUUUGUUCACGUCUUUAGAAACGUAGCCCUUAAGUUCACUAGCGAUCUUGAAAACAAUACUUUGGGACUACUUUGUGGACUAUCGAAGGCAAAGGUCGUAAUAAAUGAUCAGGAGUUGAAAGAGGAUUGGUUUGCGGACUUUUUUGAGUCUACUGAUAAGCCAGAUGCAAAAAGAAAAAAAUCAAAUGAGAAUCGGUGCCAAGGCGAUUUCGUCGAGUUCCGGCUUAUAAGAUCGCUAUGGCGUGUUCUCAUAAGGGGUGAUCUUGGCAGGUUACACGCUGUUUCUAUAGAAGGGCUGACCGAUCAGGUAUUCUUGAACAAGAGUAUUGAUUUCAUUUGA